Messenger RNA from Photinus pyralis (common eastern firefly), 729 nucleotides. RefSeq lists its product as uncharacterized. The transcript has 5 exons. The record is from RefSeq and is a predicted model, not a curated record. Bases 165 to 650 code for a protein of 161 amino acids. Lineage: Eukaryota; Metazoa; Arthropoda; Insecta; Coleoptera; Lampyridae.
UAGUUCAAGAAGCAUAGGUUUUACGCUUGCAAGUAUGUCGCUCCCAAGUUUCGCCUGCUGACGUAGUCCGGCAAUAAUCCGGUGCAACCAAAUGUGACGCUGUUUCACCAGUUCGUAUAAUUUUUUCAAAUAACACGGAUUGGUUUAUUUUGCAAAGCUUCGAAAUGGUGGUCGAAUUUCCAGAUUUUUGCUGCGGCAUUAGUUUGAAAACGGGAACGAUCAUUAUUGGGGUGAUCCAGAGCAUUUUAUCGUUUAUGUUUAUGGUUCUUUGUGCCGCGUAUGCAGAAAAUCCUCACGAACUGGUAGAUAUGACGGAUAAAUCUCUACUUCCGGAUACGCUAACGUUGCGGUGCCUCCUGAUUGUUAUUGCAGUUGCAAGCGCUCUACAAUGCAUUUUUUCAAUUUGUCUAAUUUUUGGUGCAGAAACGAACCGACCGCUGCUAUUUUUGCCAUGGUUAAUUUUUAAUCCCAUUUCAAUUGUGGCAUACGUUAUCACAACAAUAAUAGGAAUGGUACAACAUUCGACCAUUAAUAAUACAUAUUUCAUCGUUGGACACUUAAUGGUUGGACUGGGAGUAUGUCUAAUUGGAGGAUACAACAUCAUUAGAGUAUACAGAUUCUACAAACAUUUGAGAACUCUAAACUUUUGACCGAAAACAUUAUAGUUAGUUACUUAAUAAAUAAAUGUGUAAGUGUAUAUUCAAUGCAAUAAAUUAUUGGUUAUCUUCA